GCAGGACCCUCGCGAAACGUCGCCGCAACACCCGCUAUGUCUGGUGCGAACGCUAGGGGACGCUCGAUCUACGAACAACCAAUCAUAGAAGAUAACUCACGGGCAGAAGCUGGUCCAUCCAGCCUCGCGCGAAUCGCGAUCGCACACCAUCUGGACGAUCUGCACGCAGACAGGCUUCAUCGACGGUGGUCGAAUCAGAGCAGCCUGAACCGGCCCCCGCACCACAUUCCCAGUCUAGCACCCUGUCCAACGCGAGCCUCCGCGGUAUGGCGCUGCUGAACGUGCCGCCGCUUUCUUCAGGCACCGUUUCGAGUGCUGCAGAUCGUCAAGAUAUCAUGAACAUUCUAGGUGUGAACACGCCGCAAGUGAACCACACGCAAGCCUCGCCUGCCACGACGUGGGGGACCGUCCACUCGUCGCAGGUCCCGUCGCGUUCGUCCAACAACCCGUCGCAUAACCCGAGCAUCAGCGACCUUGGCCUGUUAGGGCUGCCAGAGCCAACCGCCCUGCUUGGGUCGUCCGAUGAGGACUCGCAGUCGGAUAGCUCCGUGGGAGGCGACUCCGACUCCAUCGAUCAUGACGACUUCAUGACCCCGAGGAGCAGACCCUUAUCGUAUGGUCGCUCGGUAGCUUCGUCGGAGCAUACCCAGCCAGCCCAUACCACACAAGGCAUGGGCAUAUUCCUCGAAGCAGGCACCAGACAGCCCGUGCGCCAGACCAUUCGAGGGCCGCAGGAGCUGGAGGUGGUGACGGAGUCGCUUAUGCGACUGGUUGACGAUGUCAAGGCUCGCGGGGCCACCACCGUUCCGAGAGACACGCAUCCACGCCCAAUCCCCGAGACCCGCCCGAGGCAAUUCUGGGUGCGAGGACAGGUGUCCCGCUGUACAGCUCUCGCCCCCAGUCAAUCCGACCUGAGGUGGCUACUGGCUCGUCUCCACGGUCCCACAGCGGGUCGGCUCAUCGUCUCGAUCGGGAGUACAUGAGUGACUCUGAGCAUGCGCACAACCGUGCUACUCAUGGCCAUACCAUUCCCAGUCGCGCCACAGAACAGCCGGCGACAUCUUCGUUGUCCGGUGAGGCAGUCAUCCCCCCUCCACCAGCGACUGCGCCGAGCAUCUACCAGCGCCAGCCGUCUGCCCCCUCUCGCGUUCGAGCGCGAGCCCCGGUCUGCUCAUUUCGAGUCGCCUGUGUACGCGCCCCGCGAGCACCGGACCCACUCCUCGGCCCCUGCAUCCGCGGUAGACGCGAAUCCUUCCCUGUCGUCACUCAUGGAUCUCAGGGAGGGCUUCUGCUGUCCUUCUCACCCAUCGCUGGGGGCAGCUCGUCUGCCGUCAGCGUCACAGGCCAGGAUUC
Molecule: messenger RNA, 1353 nt
Organism: Fomitopsis serialis
Lineage: Eukaryota; Fungi; Basidiomycota; Agaricomycetes; Polyporales; Fomitopsidaceae
Exons: 1
Coding region: 267-983 (238 amino acids)
Source: RefSeq, a predicted model, not a curated record